Tupaia belangeri chinensis (Chinese tree shrew) is the source of this 688-nucleotide messenger RNA. It is a transcript of the gene MAGOH, whose product is annotated as mago homolog, exon junction complex subunit. Gene Ontology annotation, biological process: RNA splicing. The coding region runs from base 2 to 550 and encodes 182 amino acids. The record is from RefSeq and is a predicted model, not a curated record. The transcript has 5 exons. Gene Ontology annotation, cellular component: exon-exon junction complex; catalytic step 2 spliceosome; nucleus. Lineage: Eukaryota; Metazoa; Chordata; Mammalia; Scandentia; Tupaiidae.
GAUGUUCCUGACGUCACCUCCCCGCGCCGCUGUAAACGUCAGUGUGGCGUGCAGACCCCGGCGCGCGGUGCCGUUUUCUCUCCAAGUUCUUGGUUACUUUUUGCAAGCCAUGGAGAGUGACUUUUAUCUGCGUUACUACGUGGGUCACAAAGGCAAGUUCGGCCACGAGUUCCUGGAGUUUGAGUUCAGACCUGACGGGAAAUUGAGAUACGCAAACAACAGCAAUUACAAAAAUGAUGUCAUGAUCAGAAAAGAGGCUUAUGUACAUAAAAGUGUGAUGGAAGAACUAAAGAGAAUAAUUGAUGACAGUGAAAUUACCAAAGAAGAUGAUGCUUUGUGGCCGCCUCCUGACCGAGUAGGCCGGCAGGAGCUUGAAAUUGUCAUUGGAGACGAACACAUUUCUUUUACAACAUCAAAGAUUGGUUCCCUUAUUGAUGUCAAUCAGUCCAAGGAUCCAGAAGGCUUACGAGUAUUUUAUUAUCUUGUCCAGGACCUGAAGUGUUUGGUCUUCAGUCUUAUUGGAUUACACUUCAAGAUUAAACCGAUCUAGAUUGCAUGUUGGUGUGGACUUGAGGGGGGUGGGAGUAGUUUUUAAUUACCAUUAUCAGGAACUUUUUAUGUAUAUCAGGGCAAUAUUUUUUUAUAAACUAUAAAUGAUCCACUUUAAUAAAUACAUGAUAAAAUCCAA